UUUUUGAGGGCCUGACUCGGAGGCAGGCGCACUCAAGCCCCCGACACUUCCAAAGCAGAAACACCAAUCACGAGACACACCGCCCCCCGAACAAGCUAUCAACGGAAUCUCUGUUCCUCGACUGCUGUUGCCGGCAAUGGCCGACUCCGACUCCGACGACCGCCUGCCUCCGGGAUGGACUGUGGAAGUGAAAGUGAGGAAGAAUGGUAAGAGAGACAAGGUUUGGUUGCCUCAAAGUGGACAACAUUUGAGGAAUUGAGAUGUUUUUUUUUUUUUUCUUUCUCGUAUUUGUUGAAGGGAAUGUUAUGGAUGCGAGCUAGGUUUCGCUAGUUUUCAGAAAUUUUCGAGACAGAGUCUUGGCUUUUGAGAUAAGUUGCUGCAGUUCGUGUGGUAAUAGGGAAACAAAAUUUCUAUGUUGUUUACAUUUUGGUUGAAUCUGCUAUUUGCAUGUUCUCUCAUGACAUUUUGUACCUUGUUUCUUAUAACUAUAUCGUCCCAAUUGAAGUUUCUAAAUCAAUAUGGACUGUGGCUGUUCUUUCUCUGUGAUUACAGAGUCAGGGGAAAGCACUAAAGGAAAAGUGUUAUAGGUCCUCUCUUCCCUGACUAUUUGGGUUAAGAACCUAUAAAAGGGUUUUGGAUGUUUAUGGACCUGUUUUGAGGGUAUAUCCUAUUUUCACACCAGUCAAACUAGCUCAUAGAAGAAUGAAGCUAGACCAUCGAGGUGCUUCUUCUGGAAGCAGUAUUCCUAAAAAUACAUGCAAGUUUUUGUGCGUCUGUAUAAUAUUUGAAUCUAGAGAAUUUUACCGCUCGAAGCAGUUUUUCAAAUUUGAUUUUCCUAUGUACGAAGCUUGAAAUUUUCAUUAAAACUAUUUAUUCUGAUUCCUGGUCGCUUAUUUUACAGAGGGAACUGCAGCGUAAGUGAGAGUGUCAUCUAUUUUGUUGGUCGAUGAGAGAAUCAUCUUUACCUUGAUGCCAGUUUCAUGAUGUUAUAUUCCAUCCAUCCAAACUAGCUGUGGGAGAAAUCUAAUUAGCACUCUCAAUGUGCUUUAUUUCUUAUAUCUACUAGCGUGGAAUGGUUAUUAAUUUUUCAGUUAUCUACUUACGUGAAACCUACGCUGGUGCUAAGUUCAAUUAUCUAUUUGUGGAAUGGUUAUUAAUCUUUCAAUCUGCAAUUUCCUUUUUCAAAAAUCCAUAUCAUAUUUGCUCCGAUUUUAAAAUAUUUCCCAGUCAGUGAUGGCAAAACAAGUAUAAAGUAAACAAGCUUUUAUCUCUUUUGUCUCUAGUCGUUGCUUUGCUGUAUUUUAAUAAUUAACUGAGCCAGAAGGACAUUUACGCGCUGAAACUCCAAAGGACUAUUUUCAAAGAUGUCAACCUAAAUCUUAUGAAAUUCAUACUUAUUGCAGUUUUACUUUUCUCCUUCAAGUGGACUUAAAUUCAAGUCCAUGGUAGAGGUUUCUCGUUAUCUUGACAAAGCUCAGAACAAUCAAGUCAGCGUCACAAACAUUUCGAAAAAUCAAUCUAGGUUGUAAUUGAGAAAGGUGUUGCAGAGGGGUUACCAGAAGGAUGGAUCAAAAAGACCAGAGUCACAAAAAAGAGUUCUACAAUAAGAAGAGAUUCGUAUUACAUUGAUCCUGUUAGUGGGUAUGUAUUCCGAUCUAUAAAAGAUGCUGUUCGCUAUCUUGAAUCUGGGGAGAUAGGAAGGAAUGCAUUCAAACCAAAAGAUAAAGGAAGUGGAGAUAUAGUAUUGAAAGAUGACAUUUUCUCUUCAGCAGGCGUAGCCAAGAAGCCAAAAUAACAGUUGGCAGAGUGACUCGACACUCUGUCUUGGGUGAGGGUGCAAAUUUGGACGGGAUAGUUAAUGACCAUCAGACUCAAAAAACUGCAUCUACAGGAAAAUCUAUGCCUCUUUCCGAACACAAUUCUUGUCAUUGUGCGAUGGGCAUUGAAUUGACCAGCUCAGUUCCAUUGCAAGCUGAAUGUUCAGAUGAAAAAGAAGGGAAGGUUAGUUCAGCUGAAAGUAAUUUAAUUCCCAGUUGUGCAGAUGGAGUUGUCCCAGAAAAGCUACUUCCAGAAAGUUUACAGGCAAAACACGCAACUGAAACAGUUCAAAAAGGCCAGGGCAAAUCCAAGCGCAAGAAGGAGAUUAACUUGCCUCGCCGUGCCUCAAAACGUCUUGCUGGAAUUCAGGUUGAUCCUGUUCCAGAACUUAUAACAAGGCGCCGAAGUGCAGCUAAAAAUUCUAGUGAAGUAGCCUUGACAAAUGAGGAUAAAUCUUCAGGGAGUUUUCCUAAUGAGGAAACAAAACAGCUUACUGCGCAUGAGAGUGGAUCAGAAAUCAAGCAUAAACCUCGAAGUUUGAUGAACACAAAGGAGCCACCAAAGUUGAAUCAGGGCAAUCGUUCUUAUGGGAAUUUAUGUGCUCGAGAAAAGCUUCCUGAGAAGACUCUAGAAGAGCCAAAAAGUGAAAAAGAUCAAGAAUGCUGUUCUUUUUUGCCUCUGGGAAACACAGCUAUUGUCAAAGAGCAAGUGAAAGACCUGGAGGGUGGUGCAAAGUUUGACUACUCUCUUGACUUGCCCCUUGGAGAGCUAUUAUCAGACCCAUGCAUUGCAUUUGCAAUACAAACUCUUACUGAAGGAACAUUUGAAACCUCCAAAGACAGUCAGAUUUCAUCUGAAUUAAGGAAUAGCAAGUAUUCUGAAACUUCAGCUGCUGCUAAAGGGGAUGACAGGAAAAUCAUAGGGCAGAAUGUGAGUGACUGGAAGCAAGCAUGCAAUGUGUCUUCACCACCAAAAGACCUUGCGGCAGAACAUACUGGCAGUACUUCUGAAUCACCGUUUGGUAUUUCAUGGAUGGAUCCUUGCAUAGAAUUUGCAGUAAAAACUCUCACUGGCAAUAUCCCAGUGGGAUAUGACCCAAAUAGUGAGAGUUGCCUUCAGCAGCAGUUCGGAACUUCAAAUAACCAGGAACUCAAUGAGAUAGCCUUGUCAGGUGGUGGCCUAAAUAAUCUAUGCCAGACCGACUAUUAUUGCAGCCAAUAUCUUGGACCACAGAAUCCUUUAUUUAAACAACAGUCAUUUCUGGAUCCAGCUUUACCCAACACUAGAGGCGUUGGCAUGGGGGAUUCUGCUGGAGCCAGACUGCGCCAAUAUGGCGGCCAAGACAGAAGGAAUGGGUGCCAGAGAUAAACAAUCAGCUAGUAACUGUACUAACUUAAGACUGUACAGUUAGGAAAUAUUUUGUAAAAAGAUAACCAACUAAACCUUUAACAUCCUUUUGGUUGUUUUCUGAGCGUGGAAACCCUGGUUCUGGUGUUGUGUACAUUAUAGGAGUUGUUCUGAACUAGUUUCUUGUUAGCUUGACAGUAAAGUAGGUGUUUAACCUUUUCAUUCACUUUUACCAUUAUUAUUUGCAUUCUGGCAUGGUCCUCCCCUUCAA
Molecule: messenger RNA, 3436 nt
Organism: Prosopis cineraria
Lineage: Eukaryota; Viridiplantae; Streptophyta; Magnoliopsida; Fabales; Fabaceae
Exons: 6
Coding region: 1900-3186 (428 amino acids)
Source: RefSeq, a predicted model, not a curated record